CGCGACCUUCGCCACACGUGUUCGAGCACUUCGUCGAAGAUGCACGCUGUCACCAUGCGCGCGAACGCGUCCACCCUCGCCUCCGGCGCCGUCCCCGCGAAGAUCGGCUCCCGCCAGGCCGUCCGCGGCAAGGCCGUCUUCACCGCGCGCAAGGCUCGCGCUUCCGCGAAGGUCGCUCGCACCACGAAGGCUGUCGCGACCGAGACCACCACGACCACGACGACGGCGGGCAAGGUCGUCGAUGACAGCACGGACAACGUCCUCGCGAUCAUCCUCGGCGGUGGCGCGGGCACGCGCCUCUACCCGCUCACGAAGAAGCGCGCGAAGCCCGCGGUCCCCCUCGGCGCGAACUACCGCCUCAUCGACAUCCCGGUCUCGAACUGCAUCAACUCUGAUAUUAACAAGAUGUACUGCCUCACGCAGUUCAACUCCGCGUCGCUCAACCGCCACCUCUCCCAGGCGUACAACAGCAACGUCGGCUCCGGCCUCCGCCAGGGUUUUGUCGAGGUUCUCGCCGCGCAGCAGUCCCCGAAGAGCAAGGUUUGGUUCCAAGGCACCGCGGACGCGGUGCGCCAGUACAUGUGGCUCUUCAACGAGUCCAAGUGCGAAGAGUACAUCAUCCUCUCCGGCGAUCACCUCUACCGCAUGGACUACAAACCCUUCAUCCUGGAGCACCGCAAAACAGGAGCGGACAUCACCGUGUCCGCCGUCCCCAUGGAUGCCGCGCGCGCGGAGGCUUUCGGUCUCAUGAAGAUCGACGACUCCGGGCGCAUCAUCGAUUUCGCGGAGAAGCCGAAGGGCAAGGAGCUCGAGGCGAUGGCGGUCGACACCACCAUCCUUGGCCUUGACAAGAAACUCGCGAAGGAGAUGCCGUACAUCGCGUCCAUGGGCAUCUACGUGUUCAAGGCGUCCGCCAUGGAUGAACUCCUCACCGAGAAGUUCCCCGACUGCCACGACUUCGGCGGCGAGAUCAUCCCGAAGGCUAACGAGCUGGGCAAGCACGUGCAAGCGUUCUUGUACAAAGGGUACUGGGAGGAUAUCGGGACCAUCGAGGCGUUCUACAACGCGAACCUCCAAUGCAACGACCCGGAUGCGCCCAAGUUCUCUUUCUACGAGAGCGGCUCCCCCAUCUACACCCAGUCCCGCUUCUUGCCCCCGAGCAAGCUGCUCGACGUCCAAGUCUCCAGGUCCACAAUUGGCGACGGCUGCUUCAUCAAGAAGUCCACCAUCAGCAACUCCAUGAUCGGCUUGCGCACGAGCAUCUCAGAGGGUUGCGUCAUCGAGGACUCUAUGAUCAUGGGUGCGGACUACUACGAGGAGACGCACGAGUGCGAGGAUCUCCCGGACUGCACCCCGAUCGGCAUCGGUGCGGGCACGGUGAUCCGCCGCGCCAUCGUGGACAAAAACGCGCGCAUCGGCAUGGACUGCCAGCUCAUCAACAAGGACAAUGUGCAGGAGGCGAACGAGGAGGAGAAGGGUUACAUCAUCAAGGAUGGCAUCAUCGUCAUCGUGAAGGAUUCCUACAUCCCCAACGGUACCAUCAUUUAAGCGAAACGCUCUUGCUUCGCCGAUGAAAGUUUUAGCUCGUCACAACAUAGAAAGAGACUCGGGGGACGACGCCCCGAUAAUAUUAAGUCCUGCGCCGUAGUUAACGCCUAGCUGGGAUUUAAGAACGCAUUUGAUUUGUACGGUACGUGUACUGUAAG
Molecule: messenger RNA, 1706 nt
Organism: Micromonas pusilla CCMP1545
Lineage: Eukaryota; Viridiplantae; Chlorophyta; Mamiellophyceae; Mamiellales; Mamiellaceae
Gene: ADG1
Product: adp-glucose pyrophosphorylase
Exons: 2
Coding region: 40-1548 (502 amino acids)
Biological process (GO): glycogen biosynthetic process
Molecular function (GO): glucose-1-phosphate adenylyltransferase activity
Source: RefSeq, a predicted model, not a curated record